AUGAGCAGCCGGCGGCGCUGCGCGCGCGUCCGCUUUUGCGCGGAUAUAACUACGACGACGAGGACGACGACGAUAAUAACAACAACGCUGCUGGUCCCGAUUGCGCUCGCCGCUGCUGCUGCCACUACUGCUGCCGCCACCGCGUCACCACCACCGCUGGCUUUCACGCCCGACCAGAAUUGGGACGGCAUUGAUGGACCGUGGAGCAGUUUUACGCUGCGGGUAGGCAGGCCGGCGCAGACGGUGCGCGUGCUCGCGUCGACAGGCAGCCAGCAGACGUGGGUAGUUGCGCCGGGAGGAUGCGCGUACGCGACUGGGGAGGAGCAGGACGUGUGCGCAACGCAGCGCGGGGGCACGUUCAACGCGUCGGCUUCCGCGUCGUGGAAGGCCAUUGGCAGCUUUGCGCUCGGCUACGAACAAAGCUUGGGGUUCCGCAGCGCGGCCAACUAUGGCUACGACGCUGUUGGCUUGGGCAAUGUUGGGGAUGGCGGGCCCACGCUCGCGAAUACCACCGUGGGCGCCAUGAUGGCGUUGGAUUUCUUUUUGGGCUCGUUUGGCCUCCAUCCUAAACCUACGAAUUUUACGUCCUGGCAGGAUGAGUCGCCGAGUUAUAUGACUAUGCUGAAGGAUCAGGGCCUGAUUCCCAGCUUGUCGUAUGGAUACACGGCGGGGAAUCAAUAUCGCUUGAAUAAGGUUUUGGCAAGUUUGACGCUGGGCGGUUAUGACUCGUCCAAGUUUGUGCCAAACAACGUGAGCUUUGCGUUUGCGCCGGACAACGAACGGGACCUAGUGGUUUGUUUGCAGGCCAUCACCAUGGAAAGCAGCACCAAAGGAAGCCUAGAUCUCUUGCCGGAACCUGCCAAGGUGUACAUUGAUUCGACAGUAUCGCAGAUUUGGCUGCCGGUUUCCGCGUGCGAGAAGUUCGAGGAGGCGUUUGGCUUGACCUAUGACAACGAAACGGAUCUGUACUUGGUCAAUGACACGCUCCAUGAAAGGCUGGCGGCUAUGAACCCUAGAGUCACUUUCACGCUAGGGACCAGCUCUCCAAAGGACGGGACGGUGGACAUCGUCCUCCCAUAUAAGGCCUUUGACCUCACCGCCCAGCCACCUUAUCAGGGACUGCCGAACGCAACAGCGUAUUUCCCUCUCCGGCGUGGCAUGAAUGGUACGCAAUACACUCUUGGCCGCGCUUUUCUACAAGAGGCAUACAUCAUCGUGGAUCAUGAGCGCGCCAACUUUUCCGUCUCGCAAUGCAUCUUUGACGACAAGGCUUCCCAAGAGUUGGUGGGGAUAGCCGAUGCGUCUAGCAGCAAUUCAGACCCAGACAAAGACGGAGACUCAGACGGAGACGCAAACGACGACGGCUCCCUUGGCACUGCCGCCAUUGCUGGUUUGGCUGUAGGACUAACAGUCUUUGUCAUCGCCGUGGGCGCUCUGGUCGGCCUGUUCUACUGGCGGAAACGCUACCGCAAGCUUAAGAAACAAGUCGAUCUGGCGUCGUCGGAAUCACCAAAAACGGAAGACGUCCCUUCUGGGACGGCAGGAGCAGGACGGACCGACAAUUCAACACCGACCUUGCCUAACACAGAGCUCGACGGGACGCCGGUCAGAUCAGAAGACGAUUUGAUCAAGCAGCAGUCCUCUGCCAUGUCAGUCCCGCUAAGCCCGGGGUCGGCGCAGUCGAAUCCUUCUUUCCCGAUGUCAGAAGUCGAAGGGCAGGAGCGGCAGGUAUACGAAAUGCCCGGGGACAUGCCGCCGACGAGCGAGGCGGACGGGCGGGAGCUGUCGGAGAAGCAGGCGAUGCUGUAUCGCGAGGCUAAGUACAACGGCACGGGUCCUGGACCAUUGCCGACGUCCCAGACAAGUCCUGAGCGUGUCCGUCCGGCACCCAUCAGCAACCCGGCGCACGUCAGGCACAGCGUCGGCGCCACCGACGACGAGCCCAUCUCCCCGCUGAGCGCCGAGGGAGCAGCACGUGGAACGCCCAGCCCUCAUCGGCGGCGCUUCUCGUUUGAGGAGCAGGAGUAG
This is a messenger RNA of Aplosporella prunicola CBS 121167, 2028 nucleotides long. RefSeq lists its product as uncharacterized. The record is from RefSeq and is a predicted model, not a curated record. Lineage: Eukaryota; Fungi; Ascomycota; Dothideomycetes; Botryosphaeriales; Aplosporellaceae. Gene Ontology annotation, cellular component: fungal-type vacuole. The coding region runs from base 1 to 2028 and encodes 675 amino acids. Gene Ontology annotation, biological process: proteolysis. The transcript is spliced from 2 exons. Gene Ontology annotation, molecular function: aspartic-type endopeptidase activity.